AUGGUGCUGUCUGAGGAGAAGGCUCCAGCAGAUCAACAGCCAUCCAAUGCUGCCUUGUCUUCUAACCUGGAGCAACACAACAAGCUGGCGUCUUCGGACGACCAGCAGGACACGUUCAGUGGGCUUUCUUUCAAGGUGGGCGUGGCUGAGAAUAGGAAUGCUACCUAUAGGGCCAAAAUGGAGGAUGUACACACAUAUGUUGCCAACUUUGCUGAAAAGCUCGACUGGGGGUAUUUUGCCAUUUUCGACGGGCACGCUGGUAAAUCGACAGCCCGCUGGUGUGGCAACAAUUUGCAUACUUUGAUUGAACAGGAAAUACUAGCAAAAGAGGCUGGCGCCAACUGCGGCCUGGGUGCUUCGCCUGCAAGUUUAUGUGACGUGAAGGAUGUGUUCCAUAAUGUGUUUGUGAAAGCAGAUGAGCUUAUUGAGGAAGAAGGCAGCGGAUCUGCUGGUUCGACCGCUGCGGUGGCCAUCUUGCGUUGGGAAUCAAACGACCAACUGCUGGCGCUGGGCAAACUGGAAUCUCAAAAGCCAAGCAAGAAGUUUGACUUUGUUCCUGGGCCACAACACAAACGAAUGUUAUACACUGCUAAUGUGGGUGACCUGCGAAUUGUAAUCUACCGAGCCGGUAAGGCUUACAGGUUGACUUAUGACCAUAAAGCAUCAGACCUGAGUGAAAUAGACCGUGUGAGAAACAACGGAGGGCUCAUCGUUAAGAAUAGAGUAAAUGGCGUUUUAGCCAUUACGAGAUCUCUAGGUGAUUCAUACAUCAAGAACCUAGUAACAGGGAAGCCAUUUACCACUUCUACAGAGGUUACCCCAGAAGACGAAUUCCUAAUAUUGGCUUGCGAUGGUGUGUGGGAUGUUAUAAGCGACAACCACGCAUGCAAGUAUGUGAGUGACAUUUUCAAGCAACAACAACAAAAUAACGAACCCAUUGAUCCUGCUAAAGCAGCCAAGAAGCUAUGUCAGCUAGCCAUUGACAAUGCCACGACAGAUAAUGUCACUGCUAUGGUGGUGAAGUUCGAUCCAUCCGUUUUUACUGCAGAAUAG
Messenger RNA from Candidozyma haemuli, 1053 nucleotides. It is a transcript of the gene PTC1, whose product is annotated as type 2C protein phosphatase. The record is from RefSeq and is a predicted model, not a curated record. Gene Ontology annotation, molecular function: protein serine/threonine phosphatase activity; cation binding. Lineage: Eukaryota; Fungi; Ascomycota; Pichiomycetes; Serinales; Metschnikowiaceae. The transcript has a single exon. Gene Ontology annotation, biological process: protein dephosphorylation. The coding region runs from base 1 to 1053 and encodes 350 amino acids.